CCUCCCUCUGGAGGGGCAUCCCAGAGUAUAAAAGAAGCAGGUCCUCUCCACUGCAGGUACAAGUGACCAAGAGUCCUGAGCUCUUCUGAGAACAAGCAACAGAAACACCUCAACGAAUGAGGCCAAGCUAAACGCUCUUCUCUCAGAGCAAACUCCAGAAGAUCUCUUCGAUUUUCUCUUUCUAUCUGUUGACCUAUCAUCCCCCCAGAACCCCUCGCCAUGCCUCCUCAAAUCCAAUCCCAGAAUCAGUGCGGGAUCAGAAUCCUGCAGGGAGACUUCAGCUCCCUCAGCCCAGCUGUCCGGGAGUUUGUGGAAGCCAAUGUGGCCCUGUGCCAACCCGAGUCCCUGCACAUCUGUGACGGCUCAGACGAGGAGAACCGGGCCAUCUUGAUCCAGCUGCAAGAGCAGGGGAUGAUCAAAAAACUCUCCAAAUAUGAGAACUGCUGGUUGGCCAGAACUGACCCAAGGGAUGUGGCCCGGGUGGAGAGUAAGACAGUGAUUGUCACCCAGAACCAGAGGGAUACGGUACCCUCACCUCUGGAUGGUGGAGUGAGCCAGUUGGGCCGCUGGAUGUCCCCGGAAGAAUUUGACAAAGCCAUGGGUUCCCGUUUUCCAGGCUGCAUGAAAGGCCGCACCAUGUAUGUGAUCCCCUACAGCAUGGGUCCAGUUGGUUCUCCCCUCUCCAAAAUCGGGGUGGAGCUGACCGACUCUCCCUACGUGGUGGCCAGUAUGAGGGUGAUGACUCGCAUGGGGAAGGCGGUUUUGUCCGCUCUCGGAAGUGGCGAGUUCGUCCGCUGUCUGCACUCUGUAGGAUGUCCUCUGCCUCUCAAGAAACCUCUAGUGAACAACUGGCCCUGCAACCCUGAGCAGACGCUCAUCGCUCACAUCCCAGACCGCAGACAAAUCAUCUCCUUCGGCAGCGGUUAUGGUGGAAACUCUCUGCUGGGAAAGAAGUGCUUCGCUCUGCGCAUCGCCUCACGCAUUGCGAAAGAGGAGGGCUGGCUGGCAGAACACAUGUUGAUCCUGGGCAUCACAAACCCUGCUGGAGAGAAGAAGUACAUGGCUGCAGCUUUCCCCAGCGCCUGCGGAAAGACCAACCUGGCCAUGCUGUGCCCCACAUUGCCUGGCUGGAAGGUAGAAUGUGUUGGAGAUGACAUCGCCUGGAUGAAGUUUGACAAAAAUGGGAAUUUACGAGCAAUCAACCCAGAAAAUGGCUUCUUUGGCGUUGCACCUGGCACCUCAGUCAAAACCAACCCCAACGCCAUGGCAACCAUCACCAAGAACACCAUCUUCACAAACGUGGCGGAGACCAGUGAUGGUGGCGUGUUCUGGGAAGGAAUGGACCAGACCCUGCCCGAGGGAGUCACCGUCACGUCCUGGAAGAACCAGACUUGGACCCCAAAAGAUGGAGAGCCCUGCGCUCAUCCAAACUCUCGGUUCUGCACACCUGCCGGGCAGUGUCCCAUCAUUGACCCACAGUGGGAAUCACCUGAGGGAGUCCCCAUCGAGGCCAUCAUCUUUGGAGGACGGAGACCAGAAGGAGUUCCUCUGGUGUAUGAAGCUUUCAGCUGGCAGCAUGGCGUGUUUGUAGGAGCAGCUAUGAGGUCAGAGGCCACAGCUGCAGCUGAGCAUAAAGGCAAAGUGAUCAUGAACGACCCCUUCGCCAUGCGCCCAUUCUUUGGCUACAACUUCGGACAGUAUCUCUCUCACUGGCUGAGUAUAGGCAACCGUCCCGGUGCCAAACUCCCCAAGAUCUUUCACGUCAACUGGUUCCGCAAGAGCCCCACCGCCGGCUUCCUCUGGCCCGGCUUUGGCGACAACAUCCGAGUUCUGGACUGGAUGUUCAGGCGGAUAAAGGGUGAAGCCGGUGCUAUGCCUUCCGCCGUAGGCUUCCUACCUUGUGCCGAGUCUCUGAACCUCCAGGGCCUGAAACAGAAGGUGGACUUGGAUGAGCUGUUCUCCCUUGAUAAGGAGUUCUGGCAGAAGGAGGUGGAGGAUGUGAAGAAGUAUUUCAACACUCAGGUGAAUGACGACCUGCCCAAUGAGAUGGCCCGGCAGCUGGAGCUCUUGCAACAGAGGGUGAAGCAGAUGUGAGACGACCUUAACUGUAUUGGGGAAAAAAAAAAAAAAGUCAUAGCUUUACCAAGAAUUAACCUAUUAAAGUGCUUCUCUCAAGAAUUGGAUUGUCAAAAAUUUCCACAAUAAUUAGGCAUUAAUCUAAGUCGCCUCAUGACUCAGAGAAAGACAGUUGUAGUAGGGAAUGUUUAAACCGUUGCAGUUAUAGCUGCAGCCUUUUUCAAUGUAUUACUCUGCUCAUCGUUUCAAUAGUAUUUAAAUUUAACUUAUUGCAAAUGCACGUGCAUAUGGCAUGGAGUAUCCGGGUGAACUCAGUUCCAUUUUGAACUGAAUUCUUUUUUUUGUUCCUGUCACUUUUUUGCUGUUUUAAUUUAUUUUUGUACUGUUUUAUUGUAUCUUUGUCUUGUUUUGUUGUAAUCUUGAACUCUCAAUUAGGGAGGCAAUAAAUGUUUUGAAGUUA
Oryzias melastigma (Indian medaka) is the source of this 2536-nucleotide messenger RNA. It is a transcript of the gene pck1, whose product is annotated as phosphoenolpyruvate carboxykinase 1 (soluble). Gene Ontology annotation, molecular function: GTP binding; phosphoenolpyruvate carboxykinase (GTP) activity; manganese ion binding. Gene Ontology annotation, biological process: cellular response to glucose stimulus; propionate catabolic process; cellular response to dexamethasone stimulus. Bases 220 to 2094 code for a protein of 624 amino acids. The transcript has 10 exons. Gene Ontology annotation, cellular component: mitochondrion; cytosol. Lineage: Eukaryota; Metazoa; Chordata; Actinopteri; Beloniformes; Adrianichthyidae. The record is from RefSeq and is a predicted model, not a curated record.